Molecule: messenger RNA, 786 nt
Organism: Calliphora vicina (urban bluebottle blowfly)
Lineage: Eukaryota; Metazoa; Arthropoda; Insecta; Diptera; Calliphoridae
Exons: 3
Coding region: 1-786 (261 amino acids)
Source: RefSeq, a predicted model, not a curated record
AUGAUUGAUAUAGAAGCAAUUCUAAAUUCGAGGCCCAUUUCGCCCCUAUCAUCCGAUCCCAGUGACUUUGAAGCCCUUACACCAGGCCAUUUCCUGAUAGGCGCUCCCUUACGCAGUUUGCCAGAACGUGAUGUCCCUCCAAUUGAAAUCAAUAAACUUGAGUAUUGGGCCCGAAUAAGCGCCAUAAAACAACAAUUUUGGAAGAAGUGGUCCCACGACUACAUAAACGAGCUCCAGACCCGCAAUAAAUGGACUAGCACCAACUCAAAUAUUUGUACUGGCUCCCUAGUAAUCAUUAAAGAAGAUAAUUUACCACCGCAGCGUUGGCUCAUGGGUAAAAUCAUCAAUAUUGUUCGUGGUAGAGAUGAUCGACAACAUUCUUCUACGUUAUCCGUUUUUGUUGGCAACAGAGUAUCGGAAAUUCAGGAUCUAACUACUGGCUGUAUUUGGCGACAUGUUCCAACGCAUUUUAAUCCUGCUGAUAUCGUGUCUCGUGGUUCAACUGUAGAAGAACUUGCUUCAUCUAUCUGGUUCAAUGGACCAGCAUUUCUCACUCUCAAUCCUAGUAAAUGGCCUCCUAAUAAAAUAGAUCAACUAUCCAUAGAAAAUCAACAAGAUAUCGACAGAGAAAAACGCAAAACUGUACUCUCCCUGGAAGCAACAUCUAAUUACAUUCUGGAUUCGCCCCAAGAAUUAGAAAACGCCUUGCUCAGAAUAGUUUUUAAUCUACAGCAACAUCAUUUUCAAGAUGAUAUACAACGAGCUCUGAAGAAAAACUAUCCUUAA